This is a messenger RNA of Pyrgilauda ruficollis (rufous-necked snowfinch), 1441 nucleotides long. Its product is annotated as NAD(P)(+)--arginine ADP-ribosyltransferase 2-like. Gene Ontology annotation, molecular function: NAD+ poly-ADP-ribosyltransferase activity; NAD+-protein-arginine ADP-ribosyltransferase activity. The coding region runs from base 441 to 1364 and encodes 307 amino acids. The transcript has 3 exons. Lineage: Eukaryota; Metazoa; Chordata; Aves; Passeriformes; Passeridae. The record is from RefSeq and is a predicted model, not a curated record.
CUGCAGGGGAAUGGGGCGUGGGGUUGGAGUCCUUGGGGAAGCUGGGGGACACUGGGGGACAUGGGACUGGGGUUCACUGAGCUCUGGGGGGCAGCAGGGGGGGCCUGGGAGUGUGACUGGGGCCAUGGGAGGGCUUGGGGACAGUGCAGGGGGCAGGGGGUGAUCCUGGGAUUUCAGUUAGGGUCCUGGGGUGUAACAUUCCCAACAACUCCAAAAGGGAAACCAGACUGGGAGUGGUGUUGGGGUCUGGGGGUGGGCUUAGAGGGACACUGGGGGUUCAGGGAGUGACCCCAGGUUUGGGUUGGGGUCUUGGGGGGGGCUGAGGGGACCCCAGGAGAAUGUCACAAAACGGUGGGAGUGGGAUUGGGGUCUCUAGGAUGACUGGAGGACACUGGGGCACCCAAGAGUGGCGCUAGCAUGUGGGAUCAGGGUCUCAGGCCAUGUCCAGGGGUCUCCUGGGCAAGGCUGACCCCCCUCCCUGGGCUGACCCCAGUGUCACUCCCCAGCCUCUCACCAAGGAAGCCUCCCCAUGUCCCCCCAUGUCCCUCAGUGUCCCCUGUCCCAUUAGUGCCCCCUGGUACCCAUUGGUGUCCCCUCAGCAUCCCCUGGUGUCCCCCUGUGUCCUCUGUGUCCCCUCUGUGUCCCCCAGUGUCCCACAGUGGUCACUUUGGACUCUUCUCGCCAUGGCCCCCCUGGCUCAGACCCUGGCACUGCUGGCCAUGACCGUGGCCACUGCGGCCAUCACGGUGGUGCCCCUGGACAUGGCCCAGAACUCCUUUGAUGACCAGUACCUGAACUGUGGCCCUGCCAUGGCUGAGGCCUUGCCGGCCCUCAACGGCUCCGAGUUCCAGGAGAACAAGGAGUUUUCCCAGGUCUGGGUGAAGGCCACGGCCGAGUGGCAGAAGCGGGGCUCCCAUUCGUCCACUCUGAGCAAAGAUCCUAACCUGAGACGCCCUAAUGAGUGUCCAGAUGUGUUCCGUGGGGUGAGGACGGUCCAGUUCGAUGCAAAACUUGGCGAUAAAGUCCGCUUCGGCCAAUUUGCCUCGUCAUCACUGGACGAAAAGGUGGCCCAGGGUUAUGGGAACGUCACGAUGUUCGAGGUGCACACGUGCCACGGCGCAGACAUCCACAAGUUCUCCUUCAAUCAGAGCGAGAAGGAGGUGCUGAUCCCACCCUUCGAGACCUUUGAGGUCACCAAAGUCACCGGGGAAGGGAAGAAGGUGAUUGGGCUUCGCUCCACUGGGAACUCCAGCAACUACAACUGCGAGUGGCUGCGAGGUGGGAGUCUCCCCAGGAACUCCCCCCACUUUGGGGGGCUUCUCCUGGCUACCGUGGCCAUGGCAGUGGCCAUUGGAACCCUCUAAGCCACGAGGCCACCAAGGUCACUGUGGUCUUGGGUGCCAGUGUGGCCACCAUGGUCACGAAGGCCACCAGGACCCCC